GGCGGGAGCCACUGGGGGUGAGUGGGGUGCCGAGGGCCAGGAGACCUUCCCCCCUGCAAGCCCGGUCUAAGCCUCCAUGGCUCCUGCCAGGCCCCUGUACCCCCAUGAGGCUGGCUCCCGAGCACGUGAGGGAGUGGGUGGGGGCCUCUCACCAAGGCCGCUUCGAAGUGACAAGCACAGGUUUCCUGGGCCCAAGGCAGGGGGGGCUGCCUUUCAGAGCCCAGUGAGGCUGGAGUUGCCGGAGGAGCUGAGGAGGAGGGGGAGAGGAGGAGGAGAGAGCCAGAGGGAGGGCAGGAAGGGGGUGUGAGCGGAAGGCUCUCAUUGUCCGGGGAGGCCUGGGAAUUGGACCCUGUGCCCACAAAGGCUGGGGCUGCGCGGCCCACCCGAUCUCGGGUGGCCACGGCCUGAGGAGCGGGCCCGUGGGUGAGGGGGGUGCCCCACCCGGAAGUGGCUGGCUAUCCCAGGGGCACCAGGAGAUAGGGUAGGGGCACAAGGAGUUUUGGAAUUAGAAUUAGCUGGGAACAAAGGGUGGGAUCCACCUUGAAGGGCUUUGUGCUUUCCACGACUGGGGUAGGGAGCUGCCCCGGGGCUGGGGGCUGGAGGUUUGGAGGGUCCCCAGGACUAGGGAGGAGCAAUCUGAGCCUCCUACCCCUACGCAGGGCAGCGCGGGGCGGGGGGGGGGGGGCAGCUUCCCCUGUUGCAAGACUGCACAUUAGUGUGCUGUAUUUGACAGAGGGCUUCGGCCGGCUCCAUUUUGACCUCACCCUUGCCAGUUGGCCUCUCCCUUCCAGCUGGUCUGUUGGCAAAGCACCCCCAGAUGGGAACCGAAACUACCCCCUCCAGCAGAGGGACUGCCCCCGAGCCAGCAAGAUCCCGCCCUGGAACACACAAUCCGUUUGACCUUCACUGCCCACCCGCACGCACCCGCCUCCCUCCGCCCCACGUUUUUGUUCUACAAACCUGGAAGUAUUCGCUGUCUUCCCGGUGUUGGCCUCACCGAACUAAGUCCCUUUCCUGUUUCACUACCCCUAGUUUCUCUGUCUUUGGAGUUUGGAGGGGCUGAACUUGGUGUGUUUGGGGCCCUCGAACCGGGUGCCUCUGUGCCCCGGCGCCCUGCCUACGCGUUGUUACAAUAACCAACCAGUUAUUAACCCAAGUCCGUAGCCAGAACUCAGAUUUCCUCAGCUUGCCUCUAAUGUCCUUGCUCUGCCCUGGGACCACACUGCAUUUGUUGUCACAUCUCCUCUUAGACUUUCUUCAUGUUUAACCGCCUGGACAGUUUGGUUUGUCUGGUGUUUUUGUCACGAGUAGCCCGGGUGAUGGUUAUAGAGACGAGGAGCUGCCAGCAUGACUCACCGCUGUAUGUCGACCUCGGUCAUCGGGCUGGGGUCGUGCCUGUACUUCAGGCGGACUUGUUUCAUCGAGCAGUUACUUUAUCCAUUCACCUACCUGAGGACAUCAGGGUGGCUUCCAGUGUUGGCGUGAUGAUGAACAAAGCUGCUCUAAACAUUUCCGUGCUGCUGUUUGUGUAGACGGCCUGGACCCCCUAGGAGGAGUGCCAGACCGAGAUGGGACCGGAUGGGAGGAAUCAACUAAUUGUUGCAUGAAGGAUUGAAUGUUGCACUAAUUUCCCGAGCUGGUUCAGCAGAGACACUUUCUGGGAGUGGAUUCUUUGAUGAGGAAGACAAGACAGAGAAGACAUGCUGCUGCUCAAGAAACAGACGGAAGACAUCAGCAGCGUCUAUGAGAUCCGGGAGAAGCUCGGCUCGUGAGUGUGUGUGUGUCAAUGAAUGUGAUGUGUGUGUGUGUGUGUGUGUGUGUGUGUGUGUGUGUCAGCGAAUGUGUGAGUGUGUGUGUGGGGGGGCGGAUGGGUGGCCUGGGACCGGGAGGGCCUCCUCAUCUUCUUCAGCUAGGAGGGCCCUUCCCCCUCCGCACCUCUGCUUUCCCUCCCCGCCCCCUCCUUUCCUCCUCUUCGCCUCUCCCCCUCCCUGCCUGCCUCCCCCUCUCUGCCUCAGGGGCGCCUUCUCUGAGGUGGUGUUGGCCCAGGAGCGGGGCUCCUCACACCUCGUCGCCCUCAAGUGCAUCCCCAAGAAGGCCCUUCGAGGCAAGGAGGCCCUGGUGGAGAACGAAAUCGCCGUGCUCCGCAGGGUCAGCCACCCCAACAUUGUGGCUCUGGAGGACGUCCACGAGAGCCCUUCCCACCUUUACCUGGCCAUGGAGCUCCGAGUCCCUGCUGCCCUCAGGGUGACGGGGGGCGAGCUGUUUGACCGCAUCAUGGAGCGUGGCUCCUACACAGAGAAGGACGCCAGCCACCUAGUGGGCCAGGUCCUGGGCGCCGUCUCCUACCUGCACAGCUUGGGCAUCGUGCACCGAGACCUCAAGCCGGAAAACCUCCUCUACGCUACACCCUUUGAGGACUCCAAGAUCAUGGUCUCCGACUUUGGCCUCUCCAAAAUCCAGACUGGCAAUGUGCUGGGCACCGCCUGUGGGACCCCAGGAUAUGUGGCCCCGGAGCUCUUGGAGCAGAAACCCUAUGGGAAGGCUGUGGAUGUGUGGGCCCUGGGUGUCAUCUCCUACAUCUUGCUGUGUGGGUACCCCCCUUUCUACGACGAGAGCGACCCUGAACUCUUCAGCCAGAUCCUGAGGGCCAGCUAUGAGUUUGACUCUCCCUUUUGGGAUGACAUCUCAGAAUCAGCCAAAGACUUCAUCCGGCACCUUCUGGAGCGAGACCCACAGAAGAGGUUCACCUGCCAGCAGGCUUUACAGCAUCUUUGGAUCUCUGGGGACGCAGCCUUUGACAAGGACAUCCUGGGCUCAGUCAGUGAGCAGAUCCAGAAGAAUUUUGCCCGGACUCACUGGAAGCGAGCAUUCAACGCCACUUCCUUCCUGCGUCACAUCCGCAAGCUGGGGCAGAGCCCGGAGAGCGAGGAGGCCUCAGGGCGGAGGACGGCCCGCCACAGCCACCCUGGCCUCGGGUCUGGCCAGCCCCCCAAGUGGUGACGCCCAGAUGCUGAGGCCGAGUGCCCUGACUCCUGGACUCCCUUCCUGUGGGCGGGCCCUUUCAGUCCCCUUUCCCCAGCCCCAGGACCCUGGGCUGGCCUCUGCUGGAAAGUUGGAGAUGUGUGGGUGUGGCACAUGGCGCUGGGGCAGGAGUGGGUCUCCCCCCUCUGCCACCCAGGCUCCGCCCUCGCCCGGGGGCUGGCGGGGUGCGUCCUCGGAGAUCCCGCUCCACUGUCACCGCCACACCCGCUCUAGAUGCCGAAGAGGCUUUCCGGGGGCAGCUCUUCCCGCAGGCUGUUCUGUGCUUUGCUGACUGUGGUGGUCCCGCUUGUGUCGUGGCCCUUGAGUUUUCCCCCAAAUCAAUAAAUACAGACAGAGCGA
This is a messenger RNA of Acinonyx jubatus (cheetah), 3381 nucleotides long. RefSeq names its product pregnancy up-regulated nonubiquitous CaM kinase (gene PNCK). Lineage: Eukaryota; Metazoa; Chordata; Mammalia; Carnivora; Felidae. Gene Ontology annotation, biological process: peptidyl-serine phosphorylation. Gene Ontology annotation, cellular component: intracellular anatomical structure. Gene Ontology annotation, molecular function: calmodulin binding; ATP binding; calcium/calmodulin-dependent protein kinase activity. The coding region runs from base 1744 to 3000 and encodes 418 amino acids. The record is from RefSeq and is a predicted model, not a curated record. The transcript has 13 exons.